GCAGCUCUUGGAGCCUCAUCGCUUCCACCUAUUUCUGAUGCGUCAGAGCUUUCAUGUUUUCAAUUUGACCCCACAUGUAGAUGGCGCAACCUUGAAGGCCUUUUUGUCGACGAAAUGGAUUGGUUUCAGGGCUCUGGAGCACUUGAUGAGCACCGUAUGCAUGUCGCAACAGGCACACAUAUAAUUCCAGAUGGGAUGUACGCUAUCGUAGCUACUGAUGCAGUACAACUUCCAACAGCCAAGGCAAUAUUGGCAUCUGACCAAAUUAUGUGCCAAAUAGGACCAGGACAAUUGCGCUUCAAGUAUUGGUCAUCACCUGAAGUUCGACUACGAGUAUGCGCGAAAAAGAUUUCAAAAACAUUUCCCGAGUACGACUUCUGCAGUAGCGAUAUCGAAACUGGCGAUCCAGGGCCAGUGUAUGUAACAAUUUCCAAGGAAAGCUCAACUCCAUUUCAGCUCUUCAUUAUCGCGGAACACUUUGUAUUCCAUUCCAUUGACUUACAAGGUGGAUUUGCUAUUAUUGACGACAUUGAAUACACUGCAGAAUUAUGCGAUAAGGAAGCAAGUACUGGAGAAAACUCGGUAGAGCAUUUUUAUGACUUCACUAGUAGAAUGUGUUUCAUGACUUGUAUAGUUCGGGCUUCGCAGAUACGAUUUCUUUUUGAACAAACCGCUUUCAAAUUUACGAUAUUUAAGGACUCCAAACAAAAAACAGGUCUCAUCGGUCCGCUACGAAAUUCCUUCCUCAUCCCAAUGACUAAUUCAUCGCUGCAUCUGCACACUCUGACCACUGAUGGGUUUCCUAUCAAUAGAGCCGAACACUUCAGCUACGCUACUGCUUCAUCGUGGAUCAUCUCUUCCCAUCCUGUAGGUAAUCCGUUGACUGGAAUACGAGGUGAUGCCAGUAAACUUCCAUUUAAUGAAAGUGGUUCUUUCGCUUUCGUUUCUGGACCAGUAGAUUUUUCUCGCUUGUCCACACCCUCAUUUUACCUUGAUCGAAAAGUAUAUUUCAUAUUUUCGUACCACAAGGUAGAUCGAAAAUCACUGUUUCGACUAUAUACAAAAAGGAAGGACACUAAAGAGGAAGAAAUGAUAUUCGAAGUAAGCUCACUCAACAGAAGAAUUAUCAGUCCAUCUAUUUCUGUCAGCACUUUACAGAUCGCUUUCGAAGUCCGAAAUUUAAUGGCCAAUAACUACAUUGGAGUUGACGAGCUCAUGUUAGUUGACACAAUGCGGUUACCAUUUUGCAAAACUUAA
This is a messenger RNA of Angiostrongylus costaricensis, 1257 nucleotides long. The record is from the annotation of a GenBank genome assembly. NCBI's taxonomy places the organism in Eukaryota, Metazoa, Nematoda, Chromadorea, Rhabditida, Metastrongylidae.